AUGGAAGACUCCAAGGCCCCCCUCUCUACCUCCUCCAAAACCUCCUGGAAGCAUUGUCUGGACAUCCUGGGUGCCUACCAGUAUGUGAUGACCUUCCUCUUCCUGGGACCGUUCUUCUCCUUCCUCACCAUCUACCUUCUCUUCACACCGCUCUGGUGGCUGUCUGUGCUCUAUGGGGUCUGGCUGAUCAUCGACUGGGACACACCCCAGAAAGGUGGCUGGAGCUCCAAAUGGAUAAGGAAAUGUGUUGUUUGGAACGACAUGAGGGAUCAUUACCCCAUCAAGUUGGUCAAGACAGCUGAGCUGCCUCCUGACCGAAACUACGUGCUGGGCGCACACCCUCAUGGCAUCAUAUGCAUGGGGCCCACCUGCAACUUCCUCACCGGGAGCACUGGCUUCUUUGAGCUAUUUCCUAGACUGCACUUGAAUUUAACCACUCUUGUUUUGUUUUUCUGCCUGCCUCUCCUUCAGGAUUACCUCAUGGCCCUAGGCCUGUGUCUUGUGAGCCAACAGAGCCUGGAUUUCCUGCUGUUGAGUCGCCCCUCGGGGCAGGCCAUGGUCAUUAUGGUGGGGGGUGCCCAGGAGAUGCUGGACACCAUCCCUGGAGUGUACCGUCUGAUACUGCACAACCGCAAAGGAUUCAUGCGCCUGACGCUUAGGCACGGGGCCUCCCUGGUGCCUGUGCACUCAUUCGGAGAGAACAGUAUCUUCAGGGCCAAGAGCUUCGAGGUGGGCAGCUGGCAGUAUGCUGCACAGGUCACCUUCAAGAAGAUUGCAGUCUUCCCCCCUAACAUCUUCUGGGGGCGCAGCCUAUGUAGCAACCUAUUCUCCCCGAAUUCCUGGGGGCUGCUGCCCCUGUCCAAGCCCAUCACCACUGUGGUGGGCCGCCCCAUCCCAGUGCCCCAGCUGCUCCAGCCCUCCGAGGACCAGGUGAACCACUACCACCAGCUCUACAUGCGUGAGCUGCAGCAGCUGUUCGAGGAGCACAAGGUCAGCUAUGGGGUGCCUGCAUCUGUGCAGCUCACCUUAGUCUAG
Molecule: messenger RNA, 1035 nt
Organism: Suncus etruscus (white-toothed pygmy shrew)
Lineage: Eukaryota; Metazoa; Chordata; Mammalia; Eulipotyphla; Soricidae
Product: 2-acylglycerol O-acyltransferase 3-like
Exons: 8
Coding region: 1-1035 (344 amino acids)
Biological process (GO): triglyceride biosynthetic process
Cellular component (GO): endoplasmic reticulum membrane
Molecular function (GO): diacylglycerol O-acyltransferase activity
Source: RefSeq, a predicted model, not a curated record